GGCCCAAUCGCAAUGAAGCAAAUGCGAAUAGAGGAAACUUGGUCCAUUCUCAAGGCCUUUUUCUAUGGAACUUCGGACUGUGGGUGCUCCGACCACCGAGCGUGGUUGAUCGCAUUCGCAUGUGCAUUUACGAUGACGCCCCAAGAACCAGCUAACAAAUCGCAUCUGGUAAAUCUCACUCUUCCACGUCAACCCCCCCUUAAAUACUCCCUCGAAUGAUUUUAUGCAUUCUACGGCGUGAACUUUACUUAUCCUCGCAGUGUCUGACCUUAUUAUUCCAUCUAUUUCCUCACUCCCUACAGUUCAUAAGCCGGCUGAACAUUUAAAGUGGCGUUCACCGGCCGUACCUGUUCCAAAGUCCUUAACUCCGUCGACAGUGAAAGUAAAAUUACUUCCUUUAUAAGCAAUCGAGAGGUGCACGAGUUGCCUCUCAAUCAUUCAAGUUGUAUCAAACAAAUUUCACAUCGCUAUUAUUGCGAUCAGGUCCAUUCGACACGUUCAGUGGACGAAAGUCUGCUCUUCCAUAUCUGAGACGACUCUCCAAUCUUACAUCCUACACUACAAUGGCUACCUCUGAUACUGAGGCUUCUCGAAGCCAGCAGUCUCCAUUGGCUUCGAGCCGCGAGGCCUCCAAAGGAGUUCCUCAAGCAAAAGGCUUUUUUCCUCUAGGUUAUAAGCCGGCAUUCAGUCAGUGGUGGGCAAGCGUUUCACCCGCUGUCGCAGAACAUACUGUUAUGUCCUUCGUUCCAUAUCUACAAAAGCCACCUACGCAUACUCAGACUGGCUCUGCCCCAGUUUCUGCUGGCACAUCGACACUUUCAGUAAACGAUGAUCCGAAUGCUCUAUCGACGCCAGUUCAAACGAAUUCUAUAAACGAUCCUCAUGGUCCAAGACAAUGGCAUUCGAAUCUUGUGAAACUGAGUGGGAAGAACAGGGCAUUGAAUGAGUUUUCUGUGGAAAGAGUGGGAGAAAAAGUCGAGGAUACAUUAGUAAUGCUUCACGGCUACGGCGCAGGUCUUGGAUUCUUCUACAAAAACUUCGAGGGGUUAAGUCGAGUGCCAGGUUGGAAAAUAUACGCCCUGGACAUGCUGGGAAUGGGACGAAGCACUCGGCCACCUUUCAAAAUAAGUGCUAAGGAUCAAGCUGGAAAAAUUGCAGAAACAGAGAGUUGGUUUAUUGAUGCGCUGGAAGAAUGGCGUGUUCUAAAGAAACUCGACAAAUUUACACUUUUAGGCCACAGUAUGGGUGGUUAUAUGGCUGUUGCAUACGCACUUAAAUAUCCUGGCCAUCUUAACAAAUUGAUACUCGCCUCACCAGUGGGAAUUCCUGAAGAUCCUUACGCCACCUCAGCGGCUAUGCCCGAGCCUGAGGAAUCUACUCUCGCAAGUGAAUUUACACAAGACCAAGAAGCAGAUAUCGUCUCCUCAUCAUCCUCCAAUCCAAGUAGACGUACCACCGGCGGUGAUAACAACAAUUUUGGAAAUAUGCGUAACAAACGCGAAAACAACAAAUCCAAAAACGAACCCGCCAAGCGACCUCUCCCCUUCUGGCUCACCUACCUCUGGGACGCAAACGUAUCCCCCUUUUCUUUCGUCCGCUGGGCCGGUCCCUUUGGACCCCGUCUCGUCUCCGGUUGGACAUCCCGUCGCUUUUCCCAUCUCCCUAGUAACGAAAACGAAGCGCUACACAUGUACGCCUACUCCCUCUUCCGCCAACGUGGAUCCGGCGAAUAUGCACUCCCCUAUAUUCUAGCCCCGGGGGCCUUUGCUCGCUCCCCUCUAAUCCACCGCAUCCAUGGCGUAGGUCGUCAACAAAUCCCUUCCACUUCCACCUCACCCAUCACCCAAAAAGAACACGGCUACCCCGUCCUCUUAAUGUACGGUGAUAACGAUUGGAUGGACGUAGCCGGUGGAUAUGCCGCCGAACAAGCUUGCAAAGAGGAGCGCGAAAAAACUCUCGCUAAAGCAUCAAAAGAGGAAAAGGAACUAGAAAACGGUAGCGCAAAAGUUGUCAUUAUCCAAAAAGCAGGCCAUCAUUUGUAUCUAGAUGGAUGGGAAGAAUUCAAUGAAUUCAUGAGAGGCGAGAUGAAGGAGACGACCAUGGACAAUCGCAAGAUGAAAAGUGUUUUAGAGAAGCUGGGGGUGGAGGUUGAGGAAAGAUCAUAGUAUGUAGUUCGCAGAAAGGAAGUGAAAUUUUGAAUUGGAUUGGGUUAGGUUUAGAGGGGACACGGUGCGGGAUUAUAUCAGGUAUACUUAAUGGUUUUGGCUCUAGUUUUGUAUGGGAACAAGCAAUACAGGAUUGUGUGUGAUGUUGGAGUUUUUGGGGACUGAUCACUCUAGAUUUAUUUACAUGGACAAAGGCGAGUAGAGCGAGCAGGGUGUUUUUCUUCUUCUUCUUCUCCUUUCUAUAUCCAUACUUGUAAAAGUACAAUGCACCCACUCGACCACCCAUUAGCAGACGCAUUCAUGAGAUAUAUAUAGACUCAUAAACUUAGACAGACUUAAAUAAAAAUAAAUGCAGAAGCAUAGCAUAGCA
Molecule: messenger RNA, 2535 nt
Organism: Botrytis cinerea B05.10
Lineage: Eukaryota; Fungi; Ascomycota; Leotiomycetes; Helotiales; Sclerotiniaceae
Exons: 1
Coding region: 564-2165 (533 amino acids)
Biological process (GO): cardiolipin acyl-chain remodeling
Cellular component (GO): mitochondrial inner membrane
Molecular function (GO): A2-type glycerophospholipase activity
Source: RefSeq, a predicted model, not a curated record